Messenger RNA from Penicillium arizonense, 591 nucleotides. Its product is annotated as calmodulin. The record is from RefSeq and is a predicted model, not a curated record. Gene Ontology annotation, molecular function: enzyme regulator activity; calcium ion binding. Lineage: Eukaryota; Fungi; Ascomycota; Eurotiomycetes; Eurotiales; Aspergillaceae. The coding region runs from base 1 to 591 and encodes 196 amino acids. The transcript is spliced from 7 exons.
AUGCAGGAUGUCGGAACAUUGAAAGGCUGCACGCUAUUUUGGUCUGGUAAGGCUGUCCCCCUUAAACUCUUCUUCAUUUCCCCGUUUGACCCCUCAUUUCUCGAAUUCCCUCUCUCUGCAUUUUUGCUAUCUAUCUUCAUCAUGGCCGAUUCUCUGACCGAAGAGCAAGUCUCUGAGUACAAGGAGGCGUUCUCCUUGUUUGACAAGGAUGGCGAUGGACAAAUUACCACCAAGGAGCUUGGCACCGUCAUGCGCUCUCUGGGCCAGAACCCCUCCGAGUCCGAGCUGCAGGACAUGAUCAACGAGGUUGACGCCGACAACAACGGCACCAUUGACUUCCCCGAGUUCUUGACCAUGAUGGCCCGUAAGAUGAAGGACACAGAUUCCGAGGAGGAGAUUCGCGAAGCGUUCAAGGUAUUCGACCGCGACAACAACGGUUUCAUCUCCGCCGCUGAGCUGCGUCACGUCAUGACCUCCAUCGGUGAGAAGCUUACUGACGACGAGGUGGACGAGAUGAUCCGCGAAGCGGACCAGGAUGGCGAUGGCCGGAUCGAUUACAACGAGUUCGUCCAGCUCAUGAUGCAAAAAUAA